Molecule: messenger RNA, 1794 nt
Organism: Aureobasidium melanogenum CBS 110374
Lineage: Eukaryota; Fungi; Ascomycota; Dothideomycetes; Dothideales; Saccotheciaceae
Product: MFS general substrate transporter
Exons: 3
Coding region: 1-1794 (597 amino acids)
Biological process (GO): transmembrane transport
Cellular component (GO): membrane
Molecular function (GO): transmembrane transporter activity
Source: RefSeq, a predicted model, not a curated record
AUGGUCGAAGAACAAGAAAAACCCUCGCCGCAGGCUUCAACACCAUCCACUCACUCCCACACCUCCCACGACACCGAUUCAAUCCACGAGACCCAAUCCAUCCGCCACGAAAACCAAACCAAUCGUUUACAUCUCGUCCGCAGUUAUGCCUCCGGCUACUCAGGAUUCGCCCCCGAGACAGAAUACACAGAUAUCAAACCCACAACUACAGGCGUAACACUCAACUCCAUCGCAACAGGCAAUGACCCAAACUUUGAAGUCGACUGGACGGAAGACAAUCCUGAAAAUCCAAGGAAUUGGAGUAUGGCAUAUAAAAGCCUUGUUGUUUUUGCAAUGAGUUAUGCCACUACGGUCACAGUCCUUUUCUCUACAUCUUACACUGUUACAGUGGGAAAACUGGAACAGGUGUUUGAUGUAGGCCAUUUAGUCGCUUUACUAGGUCUUACCACUUAUCUGAUUGGUAUGGCUGCUGGCUCUACCGUCCUAGCUCCCCUCUCGGAAAUGUAUGGACGCCGUCCUGUAUACAUCUUCUCGACUGCGAUUUUUGUCUUGUUGAUUCUGCCGUGUGCAUUGGCGAAGAAUAUCGAGAGUUUGUUGAUUCCGAGAUUCUUUGCUGCGUUUGCGGCGGCGAGUUUGGUAUCUAAUGCUCCGGGGUCUAUUAAUGAUAUUGUGGUGGAAGAGUAUAGGGCGCUUGCGUUUAGUAUUUGGAGUAUUGGACCUUUGAAUGGACCGGUUGUUGGACCUAUCAUCGGAGGCUUUACAUAUCAGUAUUUGGGAUGGCGAUGGACCAACUGGCUAGUCAUGAUUCUCGCAGGCGUGGCAUUUGCUUUUGUGGCUAUUGUCAAAGAGACUUAUGGACCUACUUUGUUGCGCAAAAGAGCUGCUAAGCUGAGAAAAGAGACGGGAGAUCCGAGGUGGUGGAGCAGAUUUGAUGAGAAAAAGGCAUUUUGGCCGCUGCUCAAGGUCAAUCUCAGCAGACCGUUCGUGCUGAUGGUUACGGAGCCGAUUUGCAUCUUCUGGGACGUCUACGUAGCAAUCGUCUACGGCACCCUAUACCUCUCCUUCGUCGCCUACCCCAUCGUCUUCCAACAACAGCGCGGCUGGGCUCCAGGAAUCGGCGGCCUCGCCUUCUGCGGCAUCGGCAUCGGAAACCUCCUCACCAUCGUUCUCGAACCACUCUGCCGCCGCCUCAUCAACUCCCACAAAAAAGACCCAGAAACCGGAGAUAUCCCUCCCGAAGCCAUGGUAUCCGUUAUUUGUAUCGCGGCUGUUAGUCUCGCAGCCGGCGAGCUCUGGUUCGCAUGGACUUGUACACCGAACGUCCAUUGGAUUGUGCCCAUUCUUGCGGGAAUCCCCUUUGGAGCUGGCAAUGCCGGUGUUUUUAUUUACAGCAAUAAUUACUUGGUGCAUUCCUACUCUGUGUACGCAGCCUCCGCAUUAGCUGGAAACGCCGUCCUACGCUCAAUCAUGGGCGCCACAGUCCCUCUUGCCGGCUCGGCCAUGUACAAAACCCUCGGCUCCAAUUGGGCAGGUUGUACACUUGGACUCAUCGAAAUGGCUUGUGUACCUAUUCCUGUGGUGUUCUACCUGUACGGCAAAAAGAUUAGAGCGAAGAGUGCUUUGAUCAGAUCUAUGCAGGAAGACAAACGCAGAGCAGAUGAGAAGAAAGAAAGGUAUCUGCGCAAGAUGGAAAAGGAAGCUAUCAAGAGGGGCGAGAUGGAGGCUAGUGUUGCUGGACCUGGCAAGACGGGAGCUGCGGUUGCUGAGGAGAGGGAUAUUGAAAAAGGUGCUUGA